Molecule: messenger RNA, 2715 nt
Organism: Morone saxatilis (striped sea-bass)
Lineage: Eukaryota; Metazoa; Chordata; Actinopteri; Moronidae
Gene: pah
Product: phenylalanine hydroxylase
Exons: 13
Coding region: 75-1457 (460 amino acids)
Biological process (GO): L-phenylalanine catabolic process; L-tyrosine biosynthetic process
Molecular function (GO): iron ion binding; phenylalanine 4-monooxygenase activity
Source: RefSeq, a predicted model, not a curated record
GGAGCUGCUCACACAAACUGCACCGCAGUCCGGCAUCUGCACAAACACCGGUGGUUCACCUGAAGAGCGAGAGGAUGGACGCAGCAUACAAGAAAGUGAAUGGAAGCUACGACCAAGAUGCAGAGAAAGGGGACCAAGGCACAGGGAGGAGAAGGGGAUCCAUGUAUCUGGAGGAGGAGACCGACAAGAAGUCAGAAGUGAUCUCCUGCAUCUUCUCCCUGAAAGAGGAGGUCGGGGCUUUAGCCAGGGGCCUACGGCUCUUUGAGGACAAGGGCAUCAACCUGACACAUAUUGAGUCCCGUCCAUCGAGGAUGAACAAAGACCAGUACGAGUUCUUCAUCAGCGUGGACUCCACCUGCUCCCAGGCCCUGGACGAGGUCAUCGACGGCCUGCGUACACAAAUCAGCGGCCACGUGCAUGAGCUGUCACGCAACAAAGAGAAGGACACAGUGCCGUGGUUCCCUAAUGACAUCCAGGACUUGGACCGCUUCGCCAACCAGAUCCUCAGCUAUGGCUCAGAGCUGGAUGCUGAUCACCCGGGCUUCACAGAUCCAGUGUACAGAGCCCGCAGAAAGGAGUUUGCAGACAUCGCCUACAACUACAGACAUGGUCAAGCCAUCCCUCGAGUGGAGUACACAGAGGAGGAAAGGGUCACAUGGGGCAUGGUGUUCAAGGAGCUAAAGAGUCUGUACCCGACUCACGCCUGCCGCGAACACAACCGGGUCUUCCCCCUGCUGGAGAAAUACUGUGGCUACAGGCAGGACAACAUCCCACAGCUAGAGGACGUCUCCCGCUUCCUGCAGUCGUGCACAGGCUUCCGGCUUCGCCCGGUAGCCGGCCUCCUCUCGUCCCGGGACUUUCUGGCUGGCCUUGCCUUCCGAGUCUUUCAUUCCACGCAGUACAUUCGUCACAGCUCCAAGCCCACAUACACACCUGAGCCGGAUAUCUGCCAUGAGCUCCUGGGACACGUUCCACUGUUUGCUGACCCUAGUUUUGCCCAAUUCUCACAGGAAAUCGGACUUGCCUCCCUUGGAGCCCCUGAUGAGUACAUUGAGAAACUUGCUACUGUGUACUGGUUCACUGUGGAGUUUGGCCUUUGUAAGCAGGGCUCAGAGAUCAAAGCAUAUGGAGCUGGCCUGCUUUCAUCGUUUGGAGAGCUGCAGUACUGCUUGACAGACAAACCCAAACUCCAGCCCUUUGACCCCGACAAGACCAGCCUCCAGAAAUACCCAAUCACAGAGUACCAGCCUGUUUACUUUGUCGCUGAGAGCUUUGAGGACGGUAAAGAGAAAGUCCGGAAAUUUGCAUCCACCAUCCCCAGGCCUUUCACAGUGCGCUACAAUCCCUACACCCAGAGCAUUGAAGUGCUGGACAACACCCAGCAGCUCAGGAACCUGGCUGACAGCAUCAAUAGUGAAGUGGGGAAAUUGUGCGAAGCCCUGCGGAAACUGCAGUAACUUUCAGCACACGAAAUCGAGCCGAAAACUCUCUUCAUUUCCUCAAUGAAACUGUCAGCUUGCGGUUCUGCUUAGCAUGCGCACAAAUGAGCUUUCUCUGUAUUAAAACAAAUAUGCAAAGUCAAAUAUCAGCAAUAUUACUGUAAUCCAAUUAUUAUUUUAGUUAAGUGAAUAAAGUGUAGUUACCUAUGUAGGAUAAUAGGGAAUAAGGAAUGUUACUGUCCAUAUUAUUAUGUUAUUAAGAGUUUUUCAGAAUAAGAGAAUAAGUGACUUUAAUGAAUUUAAAAUCCAAUAUGUAAACAUCAAAUUGCUUCUAACGUGAUGCAAAUCAGUUGAAAUAAUAUUUUUUUUCCUAUGCAUUUUUAACCUAAAGGCAUACUGAGAGAUAAUUUUUGUUACUAGCUUUCAUUGUGCUCAGCUAAAUGAAAUGUUUUGUAUAUGCAUGAAAGAUUUUAAUGAAAAGAAAGAAAUGUUUCUCUUCUUUCCUCCUGUCGUUCAUAUUGCUAAUUAUUUCUCACAUAUCGAUGCUAGAGCCAGGAUGCUGCAUAUUUCAAAUAAUACUAUUUUUAUUAAGUAUGUAUUCAUGUGUUUGUAAUCAACUUUAACUCAUCAUGUGGACAGACUGAGACAUGAACAGAUAAUAAAUGAUAAUAUAGUAUAACACAGAUGUAGUAAUAUAAAAUAUGUUAUACUUGCAAAUGAAUAAACACUUAAAAACGUCCUUGUAUCUGCUUACAAAUACCAUAUAGUUGCUUAUAAAUGCUAAAUAGGGGUGUGUAAAGAAAGGUUUCAGCCAUUUACAACAUAAUACUAGAGAAAUCAGAGUGAGUUAAAUAAACUUAGAGUAAAAUAAAUGACAUUAAACAAACAUUUGAGACAAAGUUAAAGACAUAUUAAUACUACUACUACUAAUAAUAACACUAAUUAAAUGUAUAUAUAGGAAUUAUGAGGCAAUUAUCUUUGAUUAAGCAUGUAGAGGCAGUAUAUAAACAUUAAAUAAAUGGUUUAUAACACAUUGUAAUAUAGUUGUAGGCAGACGUAAGGACAUUUUAAGUGUUUAUUGAUGCAGUCUUAGUCAAGACAUAACAUAAUUAAGAUUAUGUAAUUACAAAUGAGUUCAAUUAUAUAGUCAUUCAUUAAGUUUAUAUGCCAGCUUUCAGUGAUGGAUGACAUAUUAAUAAACGUUUAAAAAUGUCUAUAGCUGCUUACAGCUGCAUUAUUCUUAUAAACGAGGGAUAAAAUACAUAUAACAUUAAUA